UUUUACUCUUCGGAUGAAAACUCCGUUCCGUCUUCCGUUUGUGAUUUUUAGCCGUUUGUGGUUUGUGAAUUGUGUUGUGCACGUGAAGUUCAAAUUGAAUUUUCAUCAUUUCAUAUAUUUUUAAUAAUAGCCUAGAAACAUAAUCUCAUUAAAAUCAUGGAGCUUGUUUUGAGGAGUCGUUUAGCUUUAGGCAUCCUUAACCGGCUUGCAUCAGAUAGCGGCUACAACCCGGCGACCAACAGAAGCCUAAAAAGAAAUAGAAAUUACGAUGAAGAUGACGAUUCCAGUAGGAUUAAGUUCCGAAAGACAUCUAUCUCCGGCGAUGUAUUUAGGACAGAAAUUUGUGAUGGCGCAAAAACAAGGCAAAAUAUAAGUUCUACAUCUAACCACUGGUUAAAAUAUAACAACGUUGAGGACAAUGGGAAUAAUGUCAGUUAUAAUGUUGAUGAUGAGGUCCUGUUUGUAAAAGAAAUCUCGAAGUCUCCAAUAUCAAAGAACAAUGUCUAUAAAAAUGAAGGUAGAGAUGAACUCCAGUAUUACAUAUUAGGGCGGAACAUUAAUAAGAGAGAAGCAAGUUAUACACCUAGAAAAUAUAUCAAACUGCAAGGUCCUAUUGGAAUUGUGAAGUCUUACAAAAAAACACCUAAAAAAUGUUUUAAGCAACUAAAGAUAACUGACAUGGGGUUCAAUACAGUGAAGCCUAAAAAAUAUUUUAAGCAACUAAAGAUAACUGAUAUGGGGUUCAAUACAGUGAAGCAUAAUAAUGACUUAACUAAAGAGUAUGAUCCCAUAACAGUGGCAUCUAAAUGUUUAUCAGAUUCAGAAGUCAACUUUGUACCAUUGGAAAAAUCAACUUCCUUCACUAAAGUCGACAGAGUCAAUACUUUAAGAGAUAACCAGAAAGACAUUCCGGUGGUAUCAAUGGACUGGCUCUCACAACUAAAUACUAAGUACAUUAUUAAAAACAAUCAUACACAGGCUAAGAUGUUGGAUUUAAUGAGGGAAUCUGAUAUUAACAGCAAAGUUAUCAGUGACCUGAGAGUAGCAUUCUUAGAAAAUAUGUCAAAAUAUGAAUUAAGUUCACCAUAUAGUUUAAUAGUGGAGCCUAAACCCACUGAUAGUGUAUUACAUGUGCCUAAACACAAUGAUACUACUACAGAGUAUCCUAAACCCACUGUUGAGUUGCCACCAUUGACUCUUGCACAGGAAGAAUUAGUCAAAAAAGCAUUUGGUCCUGGUCCUGCCGGACAACUUCUAGUAGAGAAAUUUAAUUUAAAGAUUUUCAGACGUGAUCUCCAAACCUUGGCAGGACAAAACUGGCUCAAUGAUGAAGUGAUAAACUUCUAUAUGAACUUGUUAAUUCAAAGGAGUGAGACGCGGGAAGAUUUACCUAAAGUUUAUGCCACCAACACUUUCUUCUAUCCCAAGCUUAUGCAGAGUGGUCAUGCUGGACUUAAAAGAUGGACGCGAAAGGUGGAUAUAUUUGAGCAUGACCUCAUGUUGGUUCCCGUCCAUCUCGGAAAGCACUGGUGCCUGAGUCUAAUAGACUUUCGGGAGAAGAAGAUCAGCUACCUGGAUAGCUUGGGCCACCGCAACCAGGCCUGCCUCGACGCGCUGCUCAAAUAUUUGUACGACGAACACAAGGACAAAAAGGGGCAAACCUUCGACAGCAGCGAAUGGGUCACAGAGAAUCUCAAGGACAUACCGCAGCAAUUGAACGGCAGCGACUGCGGCAUCUUCGCGUGCACGUUCGCCGAGUUCAGCGCACGCGGCGCCGAGUACAGUUUCACGCAGGCGCAGAUGCCUUACCUGCGCCGCAAGGCCGCGCUCGAGAUCCUGCAGGCCAGGCUCCUGCUCUAACCCGGCACCGAGUCCUCGGGAAACUUGCUUUGCAUUGGGAGUAUGCAACACGUGUCACCUGCUCGAGGAAUGAUAGGCCUUCUUCAUACUAUAUCCGACUUCUACACUUGUAAUGUUACUGUUAAAAAAAUCAAAAGUAGAUUAUAAGCUUUUUUUGUCGAAAACAAAUCAAUCACAAAGGUUAACGUUAAAAAAAAUCAGUAUUAUAAUAGUAAGUAUAGUAAUGAAAUUUAUGUUGUUAAGAAUAUUUUGUUACAUUUUCUUAGGAAAACUCGUAUCAGAUCAGUUAUUAUAUAGUUUUUGUUAUUUUCUUUUUGAUAUAAGUUUACGCUAAAAAAAGAUCUCGAAUCUCAACAGAUGCUUUAUUAUAUAUUUUAAGUUAUUUUCUUUUUUAUAUAACGCUAGUUUAUAUUUAGUUAUUUUCUUUUUUAUAUUAAGCUAAAAAAAGAUCUCCUAACUCAA
Messenger RNA from Bicyclus anynana (squinting bush brown), 2322 nucleotides. RefSeq lists its product as uncharacterized. NCBI's taxonomy places the organism in Eukaryota, Metazoa, Arthropoda, Insecta, Lepidoptera, Nymphalidae. The record is from RefSeq and is a predicted model, not a curated record. The transcript is spliced from 7 exons. The coding region runs from base 157 to 1860 and encodes 567 amino acids. Gene Ontology annotation, cellular component: nucleus. Gene Ontology annotation, biological process: protein desumoylation. Gene Ontology annotation, molecular function: deSUMOylase activity.